UCGAGAGAGAGAAGAGUCACCGGUGGGAGGAGAGUGCGGGGUUUAAUUCACCUUAUUCAAAGUUCGUGAGCGCGUGUUUUGAUGGGCAAGCCUUUUGGAGAGCGUGGGGGCUGCGAAAUCAGACGGACCCGACUGAACUUCCUUCCUCGCCUGGACCUGAGGGGAGGAAAAAAACGAAGGAGACGAGAAAAAACAGGUCGACGCUUUUAUAAAUGGGGAUUGUGCUCAGCUUUCAGCCGCUGUAUCAGCUUCAGGUCGUCAAACACAGACGUUCACGCCACCGGAGUCACAAUCGGAGGCCUUUUUAAGAUCGGCACCAUGAUUCCGAGAAUGCCUCUUUUCUCUCUGCUUUUCCUCUGCGGGCUGCAGGAAGCUCUCCUCUCUCCGCUCGUACGUUGUUCCAAGAAUGCAUUUUGUGCUUUCGACGUUCCCGUGGAUCUUCGAGGCGCCAAAGAAACGUGUGAAAAAUAUUCUGGAAGCUUAUAUCAGUUAAACUCCAAGGAAGAACUUGGUGAUUUAACGACUCUAACCAGACUCAGCGGUAAAUACUGGCUCCAGAGCAGCGACGAGACGGGUCCGAACUGCCCCGUGGUCUCCAUGAUGGAGGGACAGGGCGCCACAGUGGUGAGGGUUCCGUGUCAAGACCAAAAGCUGGACGGAUUUUUCUGCCAGAUGACCGAGUAUUGCAGUCCGUUGAAUGCGUCGCCAGGCACAGCUGUGAACUACACCUUAGAGACCUUUAAGUUCGGUUAUUCGGAGGUUUUUCCACUGGGAACCACGGCUGAAGAACGAAAGCUCGGUGGUAAAUAUCCAGAGUCGAAGCACUUGUGCUACGACAAGUGGCUGAAAGCUCCGUGGAAAUGUGAGGUGAUGGGUGGAGGCUGCGAGCACGAGUGCGAUUCUUCAGUACCCGGCUGCGUCUGUCCCACCGGGCUCGUCCUCCAUCGUAAUAACGUCUCUUGCUCCACGGGCCCGUGCACAGAGUGCGCGCAAGGAUCCCAGCGGGAGGAUGACAGCUUCCAGUGCAAGUGCAACAAAGGCCACGACCUGGGCCAGGGGGGGAAGAGCUCCGUGGAGGCGGAUGAAUGUAAGGCAUGCACAGCUGAUCAGAUGUGUGUGAGUACGCGCGAGGGCCAUGAGUGCAGGUGCAGAUUUCGCGGCUUCGUUUUGGAGGAGGGAGAGUGCCUAAAUCUAACGAUCUGUAAAUCCUGCGAGCACGACUGCGCUAAAGUCAACGGGGAGUACCGGUGUGUGUGCCGGCGCGACUACAUGGUGUCACCGUCAGACCCCACCAAGUGUACGCUGAACUGCACCGAGAGGGACUGCAGAUGCAGCUCAUCGGCAGGCUGCGAAUGCCUCGAUGGCUACGUUAAAGACAACGUGAAUGGCACAGACUUUUGCACAGAUAUAGACGAAUGCGAGGCUCAGCGUAUGUGUGACCACGUGUGUGAAAACUUCUUCGGUGGUUACAGGUGUCGCUGCCGCGAAGGCUUCCAGCUGCGGGACAAUGGCAAGUGCGUGAGCCUGUCCGAGGAGCAGGAGGAAGAAGACGAUGGUUCAGGCUCUCCCUCUCUGAGCGUCACAUCAACCGGCGAGCCGACCAGCGCUCACCCGGCUUCACUGCCCCCCUACAUCAAAACCGGCAGCGUCCUGGGCAUCGCCGUGUUCAUCGUGCUGGUUGGCGUGCUGCUGGUUUUCCUGCUGCGGAACAUCUUUAAACGUUGCGGCAGUCUUGAACUCCCACCCCUCAAACGACCAGAUAUAGAUAUCUUCUAUCUGCAGCAGGUGACCACGGAGACCUACAAGAGGCUGUCCUUCGACAAGCAGAUUAAAAAUGACACCCAGAAACUUGAACUGAACCUGUGAAGUCGCACAGGUGAGCCUUCAUUUCAAGUCAAACGCACUGGUUUCUCCGCGGAGAGGCUUCAUAGCCCAGCACUGCAAUAAAUGGCACAUAGUAAAUUUAGAGUAUAGACGCUGCACAUUAAGAUAUUCAUCUGAAUGUUUUCUACAUGGGAGCACAGUUACUGGCCUAUGGUUUGUAUUCCACUAAAACACAUUCUGCUCAGUUUAUGGGGUGUCAUUUGUGCCAAAAUUAUGCUGACAAGCGUGGAGUCAUUUAUUUCUUGUCUACUUCGAGCAAAAUUGUUUUCGCAUGCAGGCUGUUUGAGUUAACCCUCACAGCACCUUUAAUUUUGCUCUCCUGCAUUGUUCAGCAUGUGGGCCCGAUGUGCCGCUUGAGCGUUAUGUCUUUCUUCUAGUUAUUUGUAAAGAAAACAUAUUUUUGAAUUGUAUGUAAUAAUAUCCAGAAUAAGAAUUCAUUUUUCAAAAACUGCUCAAACAAAAUCCAGAAAAAUAUACAAAAAAAUAGUUUUCAAUUAAAUAUUAGAUGGAACUGCAAAAAGAUGUUGGAAGAUGUCGUGAAAAAUCAUCGCACAGUCUGUUUGUUAAAAUAGUGUGGCACAGAUUAAUUCAGGAUUCGAUUCAAAGUUGAAAAGCAGAAACAAAUGCUUCAUCGGAUAUAUUCAGACAUCCUUUUGGCACAGGUGGAUAAAUUACCGACAGUUUGCAGUAAUGUAUAAAUGAUACUAUGAUGGAAGAAAUCUGACAGUAAUGGUACUGAAAAGUUUAUCUAUAGCUAGAGUCCCAUUCCAAACAGGCUCAUAACAGCCAUGCUGUUACAAGGCGAUCCAUCUUAUUGGUCCUCAAGAAAAUGCUUUUGUAUUUGAGAAGUUAAACCUUGCGGUCACUCUCCAGUUUUGAAGGAGCUACUGUUGCUCUUUGUAGCCUUAACGACGUACCGUGACUGACGUUUGCUCACAAAAUUGGCCCCAAACAUAAGACAUUUUGGAGUGAAUCGCCAAAUUCUCUUUAUGUAUGAUUUCCCUGGGUGUAAAACUUUGAUUUUUAUGUUUAUUUUUUUGUGGACAUGAGGAAUGUCCAUAAAAAAAAUUCCCUUGAAU
Haplochromis burtoni (Burton's mouthbrooder) is the source of this 2963-nucleotide messenger RNA. Its product is annotated as thrombomodulin-like. Gene Ontology annotation, molecular function: calcium ion binding. The transcript has a single exon. The coding region runs from base 82 to 1866 and encodes 594 amino acids. The record is from RefSeq and is a predicted model, not a curated record. NCBI's taxonomy places the organism in Eukaryota, Metazoa, Chordata, Actinopteri, Cichliformes, Cichlidae.